This is a messenger RNA of Pangasianodon hypophthalmus (striped catfish), 6459 nucleotides long. RefSeq names its product ring finger protein 157 (gene rnf157). Gene Ontology annotation, molecular function: ubiquitin protein ligase activity. The record is from RefSeq and is a predicted model, not a curated record. Gene Ontology annotation, cellular component: cytoplasm. The transcript has 19 exons. Bases 436 to 2535 code for a protein of 699 amino acids. NCBI's taxonomy places the organism in Eukaryota, Metazoa, Chordata, Actinopteri, Siluriformes, Pangasiidae. Gene Ontology annotation, biological process: protein ubiquitination.
CACUGCAGUGCUCUACAGAUUUGGGAAGGUCGGCUCUACGGUGUGACGUCAGAAGGAGAAGCGGCCAUUAGGGCUCGGAAGCAGCGCGCGGAUAAAAGCCUCAGCAUCACGGCGCAGUCCGGAGCGGACACCAUGCACAGGAUCACGGGCUGAUCACGGGCUGAUCCCGGGAACCCCGUCCCUGUUAGCUGAACCAUGCCGCUGCCAGCCGAGAGGUAGCUCCAGGCCAGGAGAGAGAAGAGCAGCGCAGGGGUUUGGGACAGGACCCGAACAAGGGGCUGGAGACUGGAGAGGAAGCGCUCAGGACGACUCCAGUCCCAUGAACACAAACCGCAAGCCUUCACAAGUGUAGCUUUUCUUUCUGAAGGGAGAAGAGAGCAGCAAACUGCGGCUUGGCUUCCCUCUGAAUGUUCAUCUGCAGCACGCUGCCGAGAAAUGGGAGCUUUAACCAGCAGACAGAAUGCUGGAGUGGAGGAGGUGGACAUCCCAUCCAACUCCGUGUACAGAUAUCCACCCAAGAGCGGAAGCUACUUUGCCAGCCAUUUCAUCAUGGGAGGAGAAAAGUUUGAUUCGACGCAUCCUGAGGGCUACUUGUUUGGAGAGAACACAGACCUUAACUUCCUGGGAAACAGACCAGUUACAUUCCCAUAUACCGCCCCACCACCUCACGAGCCAGUGAAGACCCUCCGAAGUCUCGUUAACAUUCGAAAAGAUACUCUCCGACUAGUCAGAUGUAGCGAAGACAUGAAGUUGCCCGGGCAUGAGAUCGGAAAGAGCCGUAGUUGCUACAACAUUGAGUUCACCUUCGAUGCUGAUACACAAGUUGCCAUCACUAUUUACUACCAAGCCAUUGAGGAAUUCCACAAUGGUGUGCCAGUAUACCUGCCACAGGACAGCUCUCUGAAAUCAGAGACGGUGCAUUUUAAGAGAGGCGUCUGCCAGCAGUUCUGCUUGCCCUCGCAUUCUGUCAACUUGUCCGAGUGGUCAGACGAGGAGCUUUUAUUCGAGAUGGAUAAAGAAGUAUUCCCCAUGGUGGUUCAGGCGGUGGUGGAUGAAGGAGAUGAACAUUUAGGCCAUGCUCACAUUCUUCUCGCCACCUUUGAGAAGCACAUGGAUGGCAGCUACUGUGUGAAACCUCUGAAGCAGAAGCAAGUGGUGGAUGGUGUUAGUUACCUACUUCAGGAGAUUUAUGGCAUAGAAAACAAAUACAACAGCCAGGAAUCUAAAGUGGCUGAUGAUGAGAUCAGCGACAACAGUGCGGAGUGUGUAGUGUGUCUGUCUGAUGUGCGCGACACACUCAUCCUUCCCUGCAGACACCUGUGCUUGUGCAACGCCUGCGCAGACACUCUGCGCUACCAAGCCAACUGCUGCCCGAUCUGCCGCCUGCCAUUUCGAGCUCUGCUGCAGAUCCGAGCCUUGAGGAGGAAGCUAAGUCCCAUUUCCACUACCGGCUUCAAUCCAGCCAUCACCUCCCAGUCCUCAGACUCUGAGGAGCAUUCGGCGGCUGAACACAUUCCCCAGGGAUUCGAGGCCGUGUCUCUUUUAGAGGCUCUAAACGGCCCGCUGAACCCCUCACCAUGCGCUCCUGCACUGCACGGCCUGACAAAAGCUCACGUCUCUGGACCUCUGCCUGCGUACGGCACUGCGAGUCAUCACACAGCCACACACUCGCUUUCUCACUUAGAGCACUCCAUCACCUCCAGCCAAGGCCUCAAGGUCAAGAAGAGCAGCUCCAAGUCUCUCUCCCAGAAUUCCCAGAACUCCUCAGUGCUGCCUGAGGAGGAGGAUGAGAAGUCAUGCAGUGAGUCAGAGGCUCAGGUGUGCAGGAGGAAACUGCCUGUGAACCAGCAAGAGUGUGGCAUGACCCCUGAAAGCGACAAUCUCACCCUGUCCUCAUGCGGAGCGAUAGAGCAGUCCUCGUGUAGCGGCACCCCACUGUCCUCCACCAUCACCUCACCUGAAGACCCAGUGAGCAGCAGUUUGGCUCAGUCUGUCAUGUCCAUGGCGUCUUCACAGAGUCAGAACUCUCGCAUCAGCACCGACACGCUCUCCUCCAUGUCCGGCUCCUACCUGCCGGGAGCCGAGGGGGACGAACACCACCAGAACACACCCGAGAGCCGGCCAGCCUCCCAGCAGGAGGGUGAGAAAACCCCCAGCGAGUUGCAUGACCACAGAUUCAUGGUAGCAGUAGUUGAAGAGCAGGAUUCAGAGGGAAACGAUGUCACUGAGGAGGACUGUGCAUCUCCUACUAAAGAGCAGGGUGGGCGCAGGAGGAGUGAGGUGCCUUGUCCAGAGUUUGACAAUAACAAUCAGGGGCGGUCUGACACCCACUGUGUGACAGGCCUGGACAAUGAACAGGCUCCUGAUGGCCAAUUCGCUGAGCUGCUCUACCUGGAAGCCAACUGGCAUUCCCAGGAGUCUCUGCUUCAGCAUGCCUCUAACAGCAACAUCAAUCUGGAUGAGAAGAGUGUCACCAACAUGGGGACGAGCCCGAAAAACACACCAAAAACAUGCCACGGACCGCUAGCUGUGUAAAAGGCAUCCCUCCAGCAUCUGACUCCCAUGCCAACUCCUCAUCUCACCCUCUGAUCUAAAAAAACCAGAACAGUUUGUUUCUCAAAUCUCAAAUAAGAGUGCUAUUCAGCAGUGGCUUUCUCUUCAACCUUCACUCUGCUCCUUUACCAAUGCAUGUGGAGAAACACUCCUGAUGAACAGACCAGUGGGUUUGAUUAAAAUGGCCUCAUGAAUGUCUGACUCAAAUAGGAGUUCUGACUUUCCGGUUAAGUAUUAAUUAGUGUUUAAACCACAGGAACUUAGUCACUUUAGGCGCAUUUCCACCAGAGCAAGCAAGAGCAAAUGAAGUCCUGGGCUGGAUUUUAGUUCCAAGAACGUUUUUUGUUCCUGGAGCUAUUUCCAUACUUGGACCAGAAAGCAUCACAAAGUCUUAAUUAGUAGACUAUUGGACAGUGUUUAAUGUAAUUGUUGUUCUGUGAAUAACCAAUUCACUCAAAAAUUUACAAUUACUAAAACAUCAGAGUGGUUAAGUUGAGUCUGUUGAGUCAAAAAAAUUGCAGGAAUUACAGUAAUAUAUUUUGUACAUGCUUCCAGUGGCCUGCUACACACACCACCCUAAAGGUGCAGUUUGUAAUUUUAAAAAGUGUUUGUAUCCCUAUAAUAUACACAUAAUUUCAAAGACACAAUAGAAAAACUGUCAUUUGCAAUAUUUUCAUGCAAUGAAUCCGAUUUUCUUUUCUUUUCUUUUUUUUUAACUUUCGGGGUUCUAUUUACAUUUUUCCAGCCCAGAAAUGAGCUCCGCCCUCAGCUGCAACAGAGCUGCUCAGGUAUACCCCCCUUUUCCUUAAAAGGCAACUCAGUAUAUUUUCAGGAGAGGGAAAGGCUUAUGAGUGUUGUCAUUGUAAAAGCAAUACACCUUACAUUCAGCAGAGGGCUGUAAAAAUUACAAACUGCUGCUUUAAUCCUAAUAUAUAACUUUUUUCUGUAGUAUGGAAAUGCGUCUAUUGUCACUUACACUGUUUUUUUAGUCGAAGCACCUGGAAGAUCUAAGGCUAAACCACAUUUAAAAAAAAAAAAACACGAAUACGUGAACUAACUAAACGUUUGCAUGCACAGAUAAUCCUUUCUUAAUCCACUUGCACUCCAGAGUAUUCAGUGUUUGAAUGUCAGUAUCAAAGUUUGCACUUCCUUUAUCACUGCGACAGGUGUAGCAAACAGAAGGUGGAUUUUACAAUCCAAUUCGCUUGCUCGUUCACAUCAGAAACUGGACUUUAGAGCAAUAACACAUCCUCACUGAGCUGCUCUUACCAUCGUGCAUGUUACAAAGCCACAAAAUCACCUAAAGCUACAAAGCUGCCUCACCUGACGUCUACAUCCGACUGAACAAAUCAGUGCCAGUGGAGAAGAAAUCUGCCACCACCAUCAUAUAUCACAGAGAUAACGCUUUGAAUAUCACAACGGUACAAUCAUAUCUGUUUACUGAUUAAGCGUUAGCUUGUUUCUGGAUGGCUACAUUUCACAUAUUACAGGGAGCAGAUUGUAGAAAACUGCACGAGGGAUUUGCCAAGCAAAAGUGCCAGUGUGACUUUGGCAUGCCAGGUCAUAUGAUGUUUUUUUUGCAUUCCACAUGACAAUGGGUGCACUGUACUAUAUAAGAUCCUAAAGAAGUGUUUACUGAUUCAGAAAAUAAAAAUGUGCCACACGCUUGUCAGUGUUAGAUAGACAAUUCAGACUUACAUUUUCUAUUGUAUUUUUCAAACAGAAUUGACUUCCAUCUUUUUUUUUCUGCUGAAUUAGCUAUGACUUGUUCAGUAAUCCUUAACUGGGUCACUGGAAGGUUAUGGGUUCAAAUCCCAAACCUCUUGUUACGGCUCAGUGCAGUAACAAAUCUGUGAUCCUACAUUUUGUCAGUAUCUCCAUAACCAAAUGACCUGUACUAUAAUUAGGUACCAGUGCUAAAUAAGGUUCCCCGUCUUACCAAGGUACUAAAAGUGCUCAACAGGGUCAUAUGUUUGGAGCUAGUUAUAGUGCAGGCCUUUGAUUGGCUCAAAUGUAAUCAUAGUCAUAAUUUGUCACUUAAGUUCAGCAUGCUAAAUAGUAUUCCAAAAAAAAUUACAUCAUGAUUUCUUACUUUGUAUAUAGCGGAGUAAUGUUUUGGAUGAUAGAGAUCUGAUUACAUUCUCAAUGAGUAUAAUGGAAAUCCGGAAAGUUUGUUUGGCUGCUUUAGGUUUCUUCACGUAAACCAAACGCUGAGUAAAACGUAAAUCAGUCCUUAAAGUUCACAAACUUCAGAAAACUCCAUUUACUUUCGUAGGUACUAGGGAUGCACCAUAAUACAAUGCCACUAUCUGUAUCGGUAUCUAUUUAGGGCUCAAAAUAUCCGUAUCUGUAUCUGUAUUCGGAUUUAAACCUGAAGUGGGUGUGGCCUAAACCAGAAGUUUUUUUUUCCUUGUUUCUAAAAGUUUUUUGACAUUUUCUAACAUAUUAAGUUGGCUGUAUUUUCCAAAAUAUGAACAAACUAGAAGCGUAAUUUAAACUGCAGUAAAUGCAUCGUUGUAAAUGUAUUGUUCACGUUCACAUUAAUGAAUGUGGUCUUUCUUUUUCCCGCAAGCUUCAUAUUUGUCCACUCGCAUGAAAAUCUAGUCUCAACCAGAUGCCCUGCAUAGCUUUCUGGCAAGCUUUCUAAAAAAAUAAAAACUAAUAGUGCCCCUCUUUUUUAUCUCUUUUAUUUGUAUCUGUUUAGAACAAAUGAUCUGUUCAUUCAGAAUAAUGUAUUCGUAUUUGGUUACAUCCCUUCUAGGUCCUGUUGGGCGGAGGUACUUCACAAGCGUUCUGAACACACUCUCAGGAAAACUACUAAACUGAAUAUGUCCUUGUCACUCAAGAAUACAUCUUUAAAAAAAAAAAAAAUCCUCUAAAGGUACAUAUUAUUCACAUAUCACCUGGCUAUUUGAAUAAUAUAUACCUUUAAAGGAUUUAAGGUACAUAAUUGGAUAUUUAAAAAGCUUUAAAUAUACACUCCAUGCACUUUUCUAGGUAAAAGAUACACACUAAAGGUACAUUUGGAAUGAGAUUAGAAAGGAUACUGUGCUGUGUCAUACCGUCUGGUGAUAAAAUGUUAAACUUUAGCCUCUCACUUUCUUAGCUAGGGACACACUUUGGAUUUGCCAAAUGAAUAAAUGUAAAUGACCCAUAAUCUAAUAUCUGAGCCCAUUGUCAACAACAACUCUGGACAGGAUUUUGAAUUUAAUCAUAUUUAUGAUCUCUCUUUGAGAAAAAAAAAAUGUCCCGUUUUGAUUUUAUAUUAGUUAGCACUUGUUAUCGUUGUGAAAUGCUAGGUCGCCAGUUUAUUACCGAUAUCAAUCUAGUAACUAAUAAACUAGCAACUCAGUUGUGUCAGAUGUGUUCAAUGGAAUAUUAAUAACGAUGUGAUGUUAUAAAAAUCAUUUCUACAAAAUAAGCUUUUACGUCCAUUUGUUUGUUUGUUUUCCUUAGACCACAAAUCUGUGGUGCAUGUAACACUAGCCUGGUGGUCUACAUGUGUUAUUUAAAGAAGUGUACAUUUGCGGUAGAUAUUUACAGUUUACAGUAGCCCCUGCAACAUCAGUACAGAAGGUCACACAGAUGACGCAGGUCUACGGGUUUAGCCGAAUUUGUCCUUGAAUGCAAUAGACGUGUAGCUGUGCAGUGAAGUUAUAUCUGUCGAAUAGAGGUUUGGUCUCCGAGAACACUCCAGACGUUGCAUUGUGUUAGAGACGGCUUCCAUCUUAAACACAUACGAAGCAAUGAUUCAUUUAGACUUUUGUUCUGUCUUAUUGUCACUUUGCACCCAUCGGAGCAAUUACUGUGAUCCACAGUAGAAGAGAUGAACUGAGUCUAUACACUGAUCACUUUUAUAAAAAUGAAACCUACAAAAACAAUAAACAUGGCUUUCUAACAAAUAUA